CAAUUCGCUUAUACGUUUUCUAUUUAUUUAAUAUUCAGAGGGGAAGUAAAAAUUAAGGAACAUUUAACGUGCUCAUCUUCAAAAAAUUAUAAUUCUUUUCAUAUAAACUACAAACAAUUUAAAAAAAAAUACCCGCCAAAUUUAUUUAAAAAUGGAAUUUAAAAAAAAUAAGAAAUAUUCUAGAAAAUUUCCUGAAACAGACGGCGAUGAUAUAGUGAUAUCCGGAAUGGCAGGAAAAUUUCCUAACUGCCGUAACAUAGUGGAAUACCAGUAUAAGCUUUACAACAAGAUAGACAUGGUUGACGAUGAUGAACGCCGUUGGCGUCACUUUAAUCCGGAGAUACCAAAACGAUCUGGAAAAAUUGGUGAACUUGAAAAAUUUGAUGCAACUUUUUUUGGAGUCCAUUUUAAACAGGCGCACACAAUGGAUCCCCAAACAAGAAUUCUUAUUGAGACGGCUUAUGAAGCUGUAAUAGACUCAGGAGUAAAUCCAAAAAGUCUACGUGGAUCAAAAACCGGAGUAUAUAUCGGUUCCUGUAUAUCUGAAUCGGAAAAAACUUGGUUCUACGAAAAAGUUUCUUCUGGCGGGUUUGGAAUCACUGGCUGUAGUCGGGCUAUGAUGGCGAAUAGAAUUUCAUAUUCUUUGGGACUAGAGGGUCCUUCAUUUUUACUAGAUACGGCUUGUUCCAGUUCGAUGUACGCUUUAGACAAUGCCUUCACCGCUAUUCGAAAUGGAGAGAUUGAUGCAGCAAUUAUAGGUGGUUCAAACUUACUACUUCAUCCAUUUGUAACACUUCAGUUUGCACGACUUGGAGUACUGGCACCUGAUGGGUUUUGUCGCCCUUUUGAUAAAAAUGCUAGUGGUUAUACCAGGUCAGAGACUAUUAAUUGCCUUUUCUUGCAAAGAAAAAAAGAUGCUAAGAGAGUUUAUGCAAGUGUAGUUUACUCAAAAACUAACUGCGAUGGAUAUAAGCCGGAAGGUAUAACUUAUCCGUCUGGUAUAGUCCAGGAGAAGUUACUUGACCAGUUUUACAAAGACAUUGACCAUAAACCAAGUGACUUGGGGUACUUGGAAGCUCACAGUACUGGAACUGUGGUUGGUGAUCCAGAAGAGUGCAAAGCUAUUGAUAAUGUUUUAUGCAGUCAAAGGCAGGAGCCACUAUUGGUUGGUUCAGUAAAGUCAAAUGUUGGGCAUUCCGAGGCGGCUUCUGGAAUAUGUUCUUUAGUAAAAGCUUGUUUCGCUUUUGAGACCGGACUAAUUGCACCAAAUAUAAAUUUUACGGAGGUUAAACAUGGAAUUGCACCCUUAGCAGAGGGACGGUUGAUUGUUGUAAAAGACGUUACUCAAUUACCAAAGCCUUAUAUUGGAAUAAACUCUUUUGGAUUUGGUGGAGCCAAUGCGCAUGCGCUUUUAAAGGGCUAUCCAAAGUCGAAAAUAAAUUUUGGAUUACCACAAGAUGAAGUUCCGCGGCUACUUACAUGGGCAGGAAGGACGGAAGAGGCCGUUGAAGAGAUUUUUAAAGCUGUAGAGAAAAACCCGUUAGAUGCUGAGUUUAUUGGAUUGCUUCAAAACAUUCAAGAGGAAGAUGUUUCCGGUAUGGUAUUUAGGGGCUAUGCAGUAUUUUCAAAAGAAGGUGUGAAAUCAUGUAAAUCAUUGACAAAAGAUAUUCAGCAUUACACUGGCCUCCAGCGUCCGAUCGUCUGGGUUUAUAGCGGAAUGGGGUCACAAUGGUCCGAGAUGGGGGCAUCACUUAUGAUAAUACCUCGAUUCCGCGAAUCAAUUGAAAUAUGUCACCAGACGUUGCUGUCGAAAGGCCUUAAUCUUAUACAUAUAUUAACAUCCAAUGACCCGGAAAUUUACCAAAAUAUUUUACAUUCGUUCGUGGGAAUAGCCGCUGUGCAAAUAGGCCUAACAGAUGUCUUGCGCUCUCUUAAUUUUGAGCCAGACUUUAUUAUUGGCCACUCUGUUGGUGAAUUAGGUUGCGCAUAUGCUGAUGGUGGGCUGACUCCUCAACAAAUGAUAUUGGCUGCCUAUUAUCGUGGAAGAGUAAGUGUGGACCUAGAAAAAAUAAGGGGUUCAAUGGCAGCAAUAGGUAUUGGAUAUAAUACUAUUGUACACAUGCUGCCUAAGUCCAUCGAAGUAGCUUGUCAUAAUGGCCCGGAUUCUUGUACAAUAUCUGGACCAAUCGAUGAAGUUUCCCUCUUUGUAUCUGAACUAAAAACGAAAGGCAUUUUCGCAAAGGAAGUGCCUUGUUCAAAUAUUGCUUAUCACUCAAAAUAUAUUGCACACAUGGGGCCUCCAUUACUGCAAUAUAUGAAAGAAAUUAUCCCAAAUCCUAAGACUAGAAGUAUAAAGUGGUUAAGUACUAGUAUUCCCAAAAAUGACUGGGAUAAAGAUCAAGGAAAAAUGUGCUCUGCAGAGUAUCAUACCAACAAUCUCUUAAACAGUGUACUUUUUAAUGAAACAUUUUCAUUGCUACCUAAAAAUUCCUUGACUAUUGAAAUCGCGCCUCAUGGACUUUUAGGAGCUAUUCUUAAACGAUCAAUGCCCAGUGGUGUACAUAUUCCACUAACAAACAGGGGUAAUAAAAACAAUACGUUGUUUUUCUUAUCGGCUCUUGGAAAAAUUUAUCAAAAUGGUGUAUUACUACCGGUCGCUAACCUAUAUGAAACCAUCCAAUUCCCUGUUUCGCGAGCAACGCCUAGUGUUAGCUCGCUUAUUCGCUGGGAUCAUAGUGAAGACUGGUUCGUGACAAAAUACGAGAAUAUGAAAACAAAGUCCAGUGGCGAGCGUGUUUUUCCAGUUAAUUUGGCUAGUGAUAAUGAAGAAUUUUUGAGUGGACAUAUUAUAGAUGGCAAAAUUCUAGUGCCAGCUACAUGUUAUCUUCAAUAUGUUUGGGAAACAUUUUCCCUUAUGUACCAUGGUCCGAGUUAUAUGGACGUACCCGUUGAAUUCGAAGAUAUACGUUUCUUAAGAGCUACAAGUAUGCCCGUUAAUGGAAAAGUCGAUUUAACUGUUAUGAUUCACUAUGGCACCGGUCAUUUUGAGAUAACGGAAGCAGGUAAUUUAGUUGUCACCGGUAUCAUCCGUGAAACGGCAAACCCCACUAUUCCAGAAGUUUAUAAUUUUGAAAAUGAAUCUAAGUUUCCAAUGAUUUCCAAAAAAGACUUUUAUAAAGAGUUAAGAUUACGAGGCUAUCAUUACAAUGGCGCAUUUAAGGCCGUUCAUAUGGCCCGUUCAGAUGGUUUAUUCGGAAAAGUUGAGUGGAAUUAUAAUUGGGUAACCUUCAUGGAUGCAAUGCUUCAAAUUCAAAUACUGGGAACAGAUUCACGAAAUCUUUUAUUACCAACAAAAAUUCGAAAAUUGAAAAUAAAUGGAGUGCAUCAUUUCAACCUAAUGACCAAAAUGAAUCCAGAGAAUCGCUUUUUUGAUGUCUAUAUAGAUCAAAUGUACGAUCGGAUCAUAGCAGGUGGAAUAGAACUUGUCGGAUUACAUGCCAGUCCAGUGCAAAGGCGAAGACCUCCGGGUAUCCCAGUUCUUGAAGAAUAUGUAUUUCUUCCCUUUUUUCCGUCACCAAUGCUUUCAAUAAAAAAUGCUGCUCGUAUUUGCGUUCAAAUCGCUCUUGAAAAUAAUCCUUCUUUAAAAAUGAAGUUGGUAGAGGUUGAUUCUAAUGGAGAAAAACCACUGCUAACAUCAUUUUUAGAAUCUAUAGAAGAUUUACCUGUCAUUACUGGAGAGUACAUUCUAUUGACAUCCCACAAACUGGAUGACUUUCCAGGACUUCGUGUUGAAAACGGAAGCUUGUCUUGUCAAUCAAAUUGUCACUUUGUUUUAUUAAAAGACCUUGAUGAAGAACAUUUACGAGAUAAUAUUGAAACUGCCCAUAAGGUACUCGUUGACAUUGGGUAUAUGUUGCUUAGACUAAAGUCUAAGACGAAUCUUUCAGCAUUGGAAGAAUCGGAGCUAUUCCGAACUAUUACAAUAAUUCCGAUUGAUAACAAAGAGGAUAUAUUUGUAUUAUUACAGAAAAUUUCAAAAAAACUAACAGUACAACCAGUUUUGGUAAAGGUAUCUGAAAUCGAUGAGACUUUUGACUGGAUUGCAGAAUUACAAUCUGCAAUAAGCACGAAAACACCGGUUAUUGUGUAUUCAUUUAACGAGAGCUUGAAUGGGCUUAUAGGUUUAGUUAACUGUUUGCGAAAAGAGCCCGACGGUAAUUUGAUAAGAUGUUUCUUUAUUGAUGAUCAAAAUGCUCCUAGUUUUGAUUUAUCACACCCUCUAUAUUCGGCUCAGCUUGCAUUGGGAUUGGCGUUCAACAUAUAUCGCAAUGGUUCUUGGGGCAGCUAUAGACAUUUGCAAUUGCUCAAAAGUGACAACCCAAUGGCCAGAUUGGAUCACAUAUAUGGAAACGUCAUUCAACGUGGUGACUUAUCGACUUUACAAUGGCUAAAAGGACCUUUUCAAGCUAAAAGCUGCUUGAUUAAAAUAUCAUAUUCUUCUCUAAAUUUUAGAGAUGUAAUGCUCGCAACUGGACGCUUAGCCGUUGAAUUAUAUGGAUCAAGUCGAAUAGAUCAAAACUGUGUUCUGGGCUUUGAAUAUUCCGGCAUUAACAUGGCAACUGGACGUCGGAUAAUGAGUAUGGUGGUUAAAGGUGGCGUAGCCUCCUAUGUGGAGAGGCCAUCAAAACUAAUUUGGGAUAUACCUGAUCACUGGUCAUUAGAAGAAGCAGCAACAGUGCCUGUGGUAUACAUAACUGUCUACUAUGCAUUCUUUAUGACAUGCGAUAUUCGAAAAGGGAAAAGCAUUCUCAUACAUGCUGGUACCGGGGGCAUUGGUCUGGCCGCUAUUCGUGUGGCAUUGGCCUAUAACCUAGAAGUUUUUACAACUUGCAGCUCUCUUCAAAAAAAGAAAUUUUUGUUAGAGACUUUUCCCCAACUUAAAGAAUCGAACAUUGGAAAUUCUCGGGAUACAUCAUUUGAGCUUAUGGUGCAGCGUGAGACAAAUGGAAAAGGUGUUGAUUUUGUGUUGAAUUCCUUAUCAGAAGAAAAGUUGAUUGCGUCAGUACGUUGUCUUGGUAAGUCCGGACACUUUUUGGAAAUUGGAAAAUUUGACAUGGCUAACGACAACAAGAUUGGAUUGGGAUGCUUUUUAAAAGAAAUUACUUUCCAUGCUGUUCUUGCGGAUAGUCUUCUUGUGGCUCCUGAUGAAGAUAUUUGGCAUUUGAAAACCCUUAUUGAUUCAGAUAUUUCGAAUGGAAUUAUUCAACCAUUACCGGUUAAAGUGUUUUCGGCUCAUGAAAUCGAAAAGGCUUUUAGACAUUUGAUCGGUGGCAAGCACAUUGGAAAAGUUGUUAUUCAAGUUCGUGAACACCCGGAUGAUCCAGCUACUUUACCUGUACGGGUGCUUAGUCAAAUUUACUUUAAGCAUAAUCUUACAUAUGUCAUCAUUGGUGGCUUGGGAGGCUUUGGAAUGGAACUGGCUGAUUGGAUGGCUUUGCGUGGUGCUCGGAAUCUUGUACUUAGCUCUAGAUAUGGAGUAACAAAAGACUAUCAAUCAUACCGAAUUGCGCUAUGGAAAACGUAUGGCUGCCAAAUCGCUGUUAGCACCGCAGAUAUAACUUCAAAAGAUGGAUGCCGUCAAUUGCUUUCUGAAGCUGUUUUAUUGGGACCAGUGGGUGGAAUUUUUAAUUUGGCAGUUGUGUUAAGGGAUAGCUUUUUUUCCAACCAAAAUUGUAAUCAAUUUUUGGAAAGUUUUGCACCAAAAGCUAUUGCUACAAAACAUCUUGACGAGAUAUCUCGGAUUUCCUGUCCUGAAUUGGAGCACUUCGUAGUAUUUUCAAGUGUGUCUUGUGGGCGAGGAAAUGUAGGCCAAACCAACUAUGGAAUGGCUAACUCUGUAAUGGAACGUAUCAUUGAGUUUCGCAACAGAGACGGUUUGCCAGGUAAAGCUAUUCAAUGGGGUGCAGUUGGUGAAGUGGGUUUAGUGGCCGAUAUGGCAGAAGACAAAAUUGAUAUGGAAAUAGGAGGAACCCUUCAGCAAAGAAUUUCAUCUUGUAUUCAGGAACUGGAUCAUUUACUAAGUGCUGAAGCAUCGAUAGUUUCCAGCAUGGUUGUCGCUGAAAAAAAGACAGGUCGUUCUGGAAAUGAAAGUAUUAUUGAUGCUGUCAUGAAUAUUAUGGGAAUACGGGACUUAAAGUCAGUUUCCUUAGGUACAACACUAUCAGAAAUGGGUAUGGACUCAUUGAUGGCUGUUGAAAUCAAGCAAACCCUAGAGCGGGACUUUGAGUUAAUUUUAUCUCCACAAGAUUUACGUUCGCUCACUUUCCAAAAACUUCAAGAGUUCAUUGAAGCCAAGGAAAAAGAGAAUACUAAUGAAAUUAAAAUGAUAUUUGCUUCAGAAAGUAAGCUUUUAGGAAUGGAUUUACUGAUUCGAAACUUAGGCGAUGAAACAAAUUGUGAUCGAAUAAUAAUUCCACUCAAGACACCAGCAGCUCCUUCAAAACAGAGUCUUUCACCAAAUAUAUUAAUACCGGGAUUAGAAGGAACAGCUGGCCGCGCAUGGUACCAAAUAGGCUCGGGCUUGCAAAGUAGGGCUAUUGUCUUACAGCUCCAUAAGUUCGCGCAUUUGGAAAAUUUAACUGAUUUAGCGCAACAAUGCUUUGAACAUGUAAAACUUAUUUUAAAGCAAACUGAACCUUUUUAUGUGAUUGGAUAUUCAUAUGGAACUUUUGUAGCUUUACAACUAGCUGAGUUGCUUGAAAAUUCCGGGUUCCGAGGACAUGUAAUGUUGUUAGAUGGAGCACCUCAUUUUUUAAAAAGACUUACUAAUCUGCAUUUGGGAGAAAGCUUUUCGGAUAACGACCUUUAUGACCUGCUUUUCACUAGUAUUGUAAAUCAGAUAUUUCCCGAAGAAACUAAAGAAUUAACAUCUGAAGUUUUUCACAAAGUUGACACCCUGUCAGAAAAAAUGUGUUUGUUCAUGGACUAUGUUGAAAAGCAAAACAUAUACAGCAAAGAAUACGCUGUAACAAUGAUAGACGCUAUGUUUAAAAGAGUUAAAAUGGCCGCUUCCUUUGAUUUGGAUAGUAUAAGAAAAAUUAAAUCACCAAUUACACUAGUCCGUCCGACGGAGGUUUCACUGCAAGAUAUUGAUGAAGACUAUUGCAUAUCUUUACUGACAUCUGGUAAAGUAACGCUCAAAGUUAUUGAGGGAAAUCAUACGACUAUGUUGGACAAUCCAUCAUUAAGCCAGAUCAUAAAUGACUUUGAUCCAGCUCUGUUAGAAGACAAAAAUUUUGAAGAAUAUAUUAGAAAUGACAAGCCGGUUUCAGUUGUGUAAACAUUCAUUCAUAAUAUUCAUUUCUAAAGCAAACAAAACACGCAAUAUAUUAUAUAUUAAAUAAAUAUCCAAUCAAA
This is a messenger RNA of Drosophila rhopaloa, 7416 nucleotides long. It is a transcript of the gene FASN3, whose product is annotated as fatty acid synthase. Gene Ontology annotation, molecular function: oxidoreductase activity; fatty acid synthase activity; 3-oxoacyl-[acyl-carrier-protein] synthase activity. Bases 152 to 7339 code for a protein of 2395 amino acids. The record is from RefSeq and is a predicted model, not a curated record. NCBI's taxonomy places the organism in Eukaryota, Metazoa, Arthropoda, Insecta, Diptera, Drosophilidae. Gene Ontology annotation, biological process: fatty acid biosynthetic process. The transcript has 10 exons.